Oncorhynchus nerka (sockeye salmon) is the source of this 6662-nucleotide messenger RNA. Its product is annotated as growth/differentiation factor 6-A-like. The record is from RefSeq and is a predicted model, not a curated record. Gene Ontology annotation, biological process: BMP signaling pathway. Gene Ontology annotation, cellular component: extracellular region. The coding region runs from base 23 to 1426 and encodes 467 amino acids. The transcript has 2 exons. Gene Ontology annotation, molecular function: cytokine activity; growth factor activity. NCBI's taxonomy places the organism in Eukaryota, Metazoa, Chordata, Actinopteri, Salmoniformes, Salmonidae.
CCACUCAGUGUCAGCCAAAUCCAUGAUAUUAACACAAUCUAAAGACCAAGGGGAGUUUCCAAAGUCAUCAAACCCGUCCAACUUUCUCAUUUACAGCUAUAGACCACUGAAAAUGGAUCCUAUUAGGGCUGCUGUUCCUUUGCUAUGGCUUUCCCUGUGCUUUGGGAAUAUUCUGGAGGCAGCGGUACUUGGAUCAUUGCAGUACCCCUCCGGUGCGGAUGAUAACGGGCUUGUAUCACAUCUGGAUGAGCGGAGUCGCAGAGAGCCGACAGCGGUGUCCAGGAAAGACCCUCCGAUAAAUUAUACUAUCGUCCCCCAUGAGUAUAUGGUAUCUCUAUACAGGACACUAUCUGAGAUAGAGAGCAGAGGGCUUAACGGCAGUGCUCCUCGCACCGCAAGACUCGCCAACACCGUGACCAGUUUCGUGGAUCAAGGAAAAGAUCACUCCUCCUGGGGAAGUGGCCAGCGCUAUCUCUUCGAUCUCUCCAGUCUGUCCAGGACUGAUGAGCUUGUGGAGGCAGAACUCAGGAUCCUGAGAAAGCCACCGCUGGAUCUCCUUCCUGUGCUGACAUGGGGCAGGAAUCUUUAUCGCCUUCUCCUCUACACUUGUCCGUCUGAGGGGAACUCUGGAAGACGGCUGCUGGAUUCCAGGACAGUCGACGUUCUGGAUGGCGAGCCUCCCAAAUGGGAUGUAUUUGACGUGUGGGCAAGCGUGAAGGCUCGACGAAGGAGCCACAGGACAGCAGCAGGCAACGACCUCCUUGUGGCCUGCUUUGACCUGCUGGUUAUUUCGGAGUUGACUAAAGAGGCAGCCAACCCUCUUACAGUAGGGCUGCGACGCCAGUCUCGGCAGCCCCAGGAGAGGGCCUUGCUGGUGGCUUUUUCUCGCACCCGCAGGAAAGAAAACCUGUUCAAGGAGAUCAGGGAGCAGAUAAAGGCAGUGCGAGGAGACAUGGGUUUUCUGGAUCCUUUGGACCUCUCUGGUCACCUAUCCAGGCGUCGCAGACGCCGGACUGCCCUGACCAGCAGAUCUAUAGGUGGAGCUGGUGGGGGAGGAGGCGUCGGUGUUGGAGGAGGAGGAAGGAGUGGUGGAGGCAGCGGGCGCAGGAAGACUCGAUGCAGCCGCAGGCAGCUCCACGUCAACUUCAAGGAGCUGGGCUGGGACGACUGGAUCAUCGCACCGCUGGAUUACGAGGCGCACCACUGUGAGGGCGUGUGUGACUUUCCGCUGCGCUCACACCUGGAGCCAACAAAUCACGCCAUCAUUCAGACACUUAUGAACUCUAUGGACCCUGACUCCAGCCCGCCCAGCUGCUGUGUCCCCUCCAAACUCAGCCCCAUCAGCAUCCUCUACAUUGACUCUGGCAACAAUGUGGUCUACAAGCAGUAUGAGGACAUGGUGGUGGAGAGCUGUGGCUGCAGGUAGCAUUGCGACAGAGGGGGAUGUCUGAUUGUCUUGUCGGAAAAUCAAUUGGUGGUUUGACGCGCUUGUUAACGCAGGCCUCCCCUAUCUCUUCCCCCUAAACCAACUGUAUUUUGUGAUUUGCUGAAAAAAAGUCCCGACAAGUAUGCUCAUUACUGAUCUGCCUUAACUUGAGUGGAACAUAAUCUAAUUUGCUGCUUAAUUUAUUAGAAUUUGUCAUUGAGCUGCUAUUUAAUUUCAUGAGCUCUUUAGCAUUUCUUUACUCAUAACAUGCUCUGGCUCUCUCCUCUCUCUCUCUCUCUCUCUCUCUGUCUCCUUGGCUCUGCAUGUUGUUCGAUGCUGUCAACUUGAGUAAAUAUCCCAUUCUUAAACAACUGAUAUGCUUCUGACUUUGGUUCUAUUACAUUACUUUAGUAAUCCAUUUAUGAUAAGGUGUAUAAAACAUCAGCCCUAGCUUUUAAUUUGCUGAACAGCAGACAGAAUGAAUUGAAAUGAACAAAACCCCAGACUUCUAGCGUUAUGACAACAGCGUUAGAGUACAUUUGUGUGCCUAUAAGAGAGGCAUGGGAGUAAAUGAUUUGAUAUCCUUAACUAUCAGAAGACAUAGUAAGACAGUUUGAGUUCCACUGAACUGCUCCCACUGUGCUUGCUCUUAACUAAAACAACAUUUCAAAUGUAUGGGAGGACACAAUCAAAAAGGACUUUUGAAUAUUGCCGUUUGCAUCACACAAGACCCUACUGUCAUCCCUUGGACAUGUUUUAGAUAAUGCUGCUGUCAUUAUUGAGAAAUCUGGACAUUGUUAUGCAUCUCUUUAGCAAGACAGAAAACGUCUCCCAUUCAUGGAGCUGUCUGCUGUAGAAACCUGUCUAUCAGCCCAAGUUGGAGGAACAGUGAUCUUUAGUUAGGGAUAUGCUAUAGGACCCAUUUACACAGUUAACUUAUAAAAAUAGCUGUGUCACAAUGCAUUUGCUUAUAUCACUCUAUAUCAUUACUAUGCAAAGAUCAGAGGUAUAUGAUAUGGAACAUUUAAGGUAUGAAUGAAGGCGGUAUGAAUGAAGGCCGACAAGGUGAAUUUGAAGCAGAUUUUUAUGGCAUGACUCCGAUUUAUUAUUGCUUGCAACUGAGAAAUUUCAUUUUUUUGCAGAGUAGGCUUUCUACUACAGCUGGUAAUGUACAUGACUUAAACAAGCAGAUCCCGUGCUAACUUUGAUUGAUAUGGCGAUUCAUUUCCCUGUCAACAGCACAGAACCUAUAGGCUAUAUAAUGUCCAUAGGAAUUCCUUGUCAGGGAAAUGGAACAUUGGAAUUCACCAUUUAACACUCCAGGUACUGAAUUAUAAGAGCACAUGAUUUUGCUAAAUACUAUUGAUCAAACAGCAACAUGUGUUGGUCUUUGGAUGUAAUUUCCAUCUAUUCCAUUUUAUUUUAGAGUUCAGUCCAGAGUGGCAUGUUAGCCUGCUGGUCCAAAUACACUAUAUAUACAAAAGUAUGUGGACACCCCUUCAGGUGUAUAAAAUUGAGCACACAGCCAUUCAAUCUCCAUAGACAAACAUUGGCAGUGGAAUGGCCUUACUGAAGAGCUCAGUGACUUUCAACACGGCACCGUCAUAGGAUGCCACCUUUCCAACAAGUCAGUUCGUCCAAUUUCUGCCCUGCUAGAGCUGCCCCGGGUCAACUGUAAGUGCUGUUAUUGUGAGUGGAAAUGUCUAAGAGCAACAACGGCUCAGCCGCGAAGUGGUAGGCCACACAAGCUCACAGAACGGGACCGCUGAGUGCUGAAGCGCGUAAAAAUCAUCUGUCCUCGGUUGCAACACUCACUACCGAGUUCCAAACUGUUUGUCUGGAGCUUCAUGAAAUGGGUUUCCAUGGCAGAGCAGCUGCACACAAGCCUUAAAUCACCAUGCGCAAUGCCAAGCUUCGUCCGGAGUGGUGUAAAGUUCGCCGCCAUUGGACUAUGGAGCAGCGGAAACGUGUUCUCUGGAGUGAUGAAUCACGCUUCACCAUCUGGCAGUCCGACGGACAAAUCUGGUUUUGGCAGAUGCCAGGAGAACGCUACCUGCCCCAAUGCAUAGUGCCAACUAUAAAGAUUGGUGGAGGAGGAAUAAUGGUCUUGGCUGUUUUUCAUGGUUCGGGCUAGGCCCCUUAGUUCCAGUGAAGGGAAAUCUUAAUGCUACAUCCAACAAUGCCAUUCUAGAUGAUUCCGUGCUUCCAAAUUUGCGGAAAAACAAGGUCCCAUACAGAAAUGGAUUGUCAAGAUCGGUGUGGAAAAACUUGACUGGCCUGCACAGAGCCCUGACCUCAACCCCAUCGAGCACCUUUGGGAUGAAUUGGAACGCUGACUGCGAUGUUCCAACAUCUAGUGGAAAGCCUUCCCAGAAGAGUGGAGGCUGUUAUAGCAGCAACAGGCAAAGCAACCCCAAUUUAAUGCCCAAGAUUUUAGAAUGAGAUGUUCCAUGAGCAGGUGUCUACAUACUUUUGGUCAUGUAGUGUAUGUUUCUGCUUUAGCCAACUCUUCCCUGCCGUGUUUGUUCAUUGUCAUUCCAAACAUACAGGUAUCACAGCAAUAAAUAAGUUAUUACCUGCUUUUCAAAGGUGGUAAUUAAGUGUAAAUUCCCCACUAUAUUAUUUCACAAAUCCCAGUGGAAUCACAUUAAUACAAGGUAACUAAAUAUGCACAGUCAACACAAAGGAAACAAAACCACUUGCAAAGUGUAAACUAGGCACAGAUCAUAUGUGGUGUCCCUAAGAGAGAACUCCCUUGCAGAUAUUUCAUAGUAUUAGUGAAAGAGAUCAGCCUUUUGCUUCACACUCUCUCUGUAAUAUAUUUAACGCUGUUUGUGGUCACGUCAUAUCACUGAGUUUCAGUUUAAAUGUAAUUAUAUUUCCUGUAAAUCCAAGUCAAAUUCAAACAAAGAUUCUUGAACAGAAUUUGAAGUUACCAAACCAUUCUGUCUGCAUUGACCCCCGUGUGGUGUAUCAAGAUUUAUGUACAUUUAGUUUUAUUUCUUCAAAUAGAUAUAUUCCCAUGUUUUUGCACAAAAGGCAAAUAGUUGAUCAUUUAUGACUACAGACUAGUGCAUUUCUAAGUACAGGAGUAUUUGUACUGAUAUACAAUUUGUGAGUCAAAUGUAAUGUACUAAUUACCAUAUUUGAGUGUUUGCUUCUUUUGUUUGGAAUUCUGUCUGUUAAAAUAUUUCAUUUCAUUUCUAACCAAAAUCCAAAACAGCUUUCAUGCAUUUUGUUCCACAUGUUUUAGUCCAAACCAGAGAUUGUUUAUUUUUUACGGUUUUCUUUUACGGUUAUGUUAAACCGAUUUGGUUCUUUAUGAAUUAAAACAAAAUCCUGCAAAACGGACUAUAGUGGCAUUUUGAACAAAGGACUACGCUCAAAAACAAACAAGAAAUCCUCUGCUUGUGUUAUAUUUUCAAACAGCAGAGGAAAUUUAGUGGCACAUCAUUUCCAGGAGGCCGAUACAUGGCUAUAAUGCAACUCCCCAAACAUCAUUGAAUUCGCCUAACAUACAUUGAUCAAUAGCAAUGUUCGAAUCAACUUUCCAGAGUUUCUAUUUAAAUGUAAACAUAAAACUGCCCAAACAUUAAGAAAAAGGGGGUGUAAUGAUACAACUUCCUGUAAAUUCCUGUUUUACAUAUUUUUGAUGGAAACAUGAUUACUACCAAAGUUACCGUCCUUUUUGAAUAUCUUUUCAACUGUAGUGACAUUCUGCUCAGUGGAAAAUAGUUACCAUAAGAGCUUCUUGAUUAGCGUGUAUACCCUUUAUCUAAAUUACAUCAAUACGGCAAAGGAUAAUAAAACAAAAGUGGCAGGCAGAAAAUAAACCCCAAAAGCUAAUUUAGUCCAGAGAGUAGCUCCUUUGGUAUGCUAUGCCUUGAUAUUAGAUACAUUUGUAUUUUUUUCCACUUUGUUUGUGUGCGUGUCCUAUUACAGCUACUUUGUAUGACUGUUUUUUUCUGCUUCUUUGUGAUCCAUAAUGCCAAACACAUUUUCAUGAAAAUGGCAGGACAAGGAAGUGAUUGGGCUUUUCCAUACUUCAUUGCAUGUUUACUUCAGCCAGCUUGUCUUAGCAUGUCCAUUGUCUUGAAAUAGUAUUCCCCCUGCACAGUUGUUACAUUUUGUUGCACAUUUUGCGACUCCACUCAACUUAAAUCUGUUUGAAAAUCUGUGGAAAGACCGAGUUUACUGUAAAUCAACGAUCCCCAUCCAACUUGACAAAAGCUUCAGCAAUUUUGCCAAGAACAAUGGACACAUGUUAGGAUGUAGUGUUGAGUGUUGUAAAGAUCAUUGGGGGAAAAUGCCUCAAAAUCCUAGACUCUAACGCAACAAAAGGUGAAAGCUGUGCCAUGGUUAGGAUGGAUGUUGUUUCAAGACUCAUGGAUGCUUCACCAGUACAAAGUGUUGUUGUGAACAUCUGACCGACUCCUGGGUCGGCUUGUCCAAGGAUGGCCUGUUACAAAGGCACCGUGGGAGGUAUUCUGACUUGAGAUCUGCAUGCUUGAUUCUAAUUGAACAAUAUCAUCAGUUGUGGUUUGACCUGGGCAAUGUUAAAGUUAGUAGCUGUUAACACUGACAAAAUAUAUUUAGAGUUUUGUUUGUGUAAGAGCAUUGGUUCGUUAUUGAAUUGGGAUUCUGAUAUAAAAUUCCAAGUACUUAACAACAUCUAUGCAAUGUGUAUUUCCCCAUAAUUCUGCUUUAACCUAUUGAAAUGUGAUGUCUUCCCCAUGCUUUUCACGGGAAAUUCAGAUAAAGGUAACCUUUUCCUUUUCAUUCUCCUCCUUUCCACAUUUAUGGAUUGGAUUUAUUGAAUAUUAGAGAGCAUUUGAUUUCUGGCAAGAAACGCAAAUUGUAUGAAAGUCCCCCACAUAUUUUUAAAGACAUGUAGUAGCUUCUGUAUAAAGAUCAUUGUACAAGGAAAAGCUUGGUCAAGUUCAUAUUUUGUUGAGAAGGGAAAUGUUUGAGAUUUAACCGUUAGACGGCCAUUAGUUUGAUAUGUGUUCAUGUAAAAUGCACUGUGUGUAUGUAUGUAUGUAUGUAUUCUAUGGGUUAUAAAGGUCUGUACAUAAUGUAAUUGUAAAUGAACUGUAAACAGCUCUUUUCUCUUUUGGAAAUAUUUUAUAGUAGUAUAUAUUUGAAAAAGUAUAUGUAAGCACACUUUUUAUUCUCAUGUUAUGUUCACCAGUUUUUUUUGUAAAGAUUAUUUUAUUAAAUAUUGUAUUCAUAAUAA